Opisthocomus hoazin is the source of this 1788-nucleotide messenger RNA. The record is from RefSeq and is a predicted model, not a curated record. NCBI's taxonomy places the organism in Eukaryota, Metazoa, Chordata, Aves, Opisthocomiformes, Opisthocomidae.
AUGGAAAAGCAAGUGCUGGAGUCCUCUGAGGAGCGAACAUUUCAGUACCAAGAUUCACUGCCUUCCCUGCCGGUACCUCCUCUCGAUGAAUCUCUAAGUAAAUACCUUGAUGCAGUGAAGCCAUUUCUAAAUCAAGAAGAAAAUCAAAGAACUGAUGAUUUGGAGAGAGCUAAAACGAGAAGGAAUUGGCUGGAGGACUGGUGGCUGAAUGUGGCUUAUCUUGAUCUUCGCAUAUCAACACAAAUACACUGUAAUAUGGGAGGCCCUGGUCCCUAUAUUGAACACUGCUGGCCACCCAAAGAGGGCACUCAGAUAGAAAGAGCAUGUGUAUAUAUAUGGCACACCCUGAAAUACUGGGAUCUACUACGAGCAGAGAAGGUGGCUAUAGAGAGAUCUGGGAAUGCUGUUCUGGACAUGAACCAAUUUCGAAUGCUCUUCUGCACUUGCAAAAUUCCUGGAGUUACCAGAGACUCAAUUGGCAGUUAUUUUAAAACUGAGACUGAAGGAGAGUGCCCAUCUCACUUAAUAGUACUGUGUCGAGGUCGAGUGUUUGCAUUUGAUGCUAUACAUGAAGGCAAUAUGGUGACUCCUCCAGAGAUUUUCAGGCAACUUACUUAUAUACAGAGAAGAUGCCAUAAUGAACCAGAUGGACCAGGAGUGGCAGCCCUAACAAGCAACGAAAGGACAAAAUGGGCAGAGUUACGUGAAUAUUUGAUUGAUCUUGAUGCAAAGAACUUAACUCUUCUGGAAAAAAUUCAGAGAAGUUUGUUUGUGGUCUGCCUCGAUGAUUCUAGUCCCCAUGCAACUCCUGAGGACUACACUGAGCUUACAAGGUUGGGGCUAACAGGUGAUCCGACUGUUCGCUGGGGAGACAAAUCCUACAACAGUAUAUUCUUUUCCAAUGGAACCUGUAGCGCAUUCUGUGAUCAUUCUCCUUUUGAUGCCAUGGCUUUAAUUACCAUGUUGUUAUAUGCCGAAAAGAAGAUCAUUGAAAAUGAGGGAAAAUGGAAGGGAUCAGAUAAAGUGAGGGAUAUUCCAUGGCCAGAGGAACUUGUAUUCACAGUGGAUCAGAAAAUUAUGAAUGAAAUUGGAUGUACUAAAGAAUUGUAUUACAAAAAGGUAUCUGACUUGCAGCUAGUGAGUUAUGCCUUCACAUCCUUCGGCAAAGCAUUGAUUAGAAAGAAGAAACUUCAUCCCGAUACAUUUGUGCAGCUUGCGCUUCAGCUGGCUUACUACAAAUGCCAUGGACGCCCAGGCUGCUGUUACGAAACUGCCAUGACCAGGCGCUUCUAUCAUGGCCGCACAGAGACCAUAAGAUCGUGUACUGUGGAAGCAAUGGAGUGGAGCAAGUCCAUGCUGGAUCCUUCUGCCAGUACUUACCAACGACUGCAGCUGAUGCAUAAAGCGUUUGCAAAGCACAAUAAAAUGAGGAAAGAAUGUGAGAAUGGAAAAGGAUUUGAUCGUCAUCUUCUGGGUCUCCUACUCAUAGCACAAGAGCAAGGCCUGCCAGUGCCAGAACUUUAUGUGGAUAAUGCCUUCACAGCUAGUGGAGGAGGUGGGAAUUUUGUUCUUUCAACUAGUCUGACUGGCUACACUAGGUUUAGUGGAUCUGCAAUCCCUAUGGUACAUCAUGGCUAUGGCUUUUUUUAUGCAAUCAGAGAUGACAGGAUUGUCGCUACUUGUUCUUCUUGGAAAUCGUGUCCAGAGACUGAUGCAGAAUUGCUGUGCAGAACUGUGUUCCAGUGUUUUCAGGACAUGCUGCAGUUAACAGUUACAGCUCAGCUGUAA